AAAUAAUAUUUGAGAUUUUUUUACACAUGAUUCGUUGGUGUAGUAUCUUAUAAAAACGUAUUUUUUUUUAGCGAAAGUGUGGCUCGGGCAAAAACGAUUCAUCCCGACGCUGUGGUGCGGGGUACAUUCAAAAAGCCAAAAUGAAUUCAUGUUCUCAAACGUUCCACAGCUGUUCUUAGUAAAGAGAAUGUGACAGUAGCUGGUGAGUUGUUUUGAAUGCGACUCACAUUAGACGAAGGAGUUGCCUUCUCUCAACAGCAUCAAAUUUAUGAUCACCUCAGACAAGAAAGAUAUCUGGCUAGAUGUGAAAGCUGCUGCACAAAACACAAAUUUGAGGCUAAAUUCAACCCUUUUGAGCAGUUUGGAAUAACUUCACAAUGCGGGAAUUGUUCUGAGGUGUGAUUAUCCACGGAUGGACCUGGUGCCUGUCGGCUGAGACAUCAUUUACAAUCCGCGGUGAGACUGACGAGGCGGGACCGCCGACAGGAUGGUGGAGCGGUCGGACCGAGCCCCUCUGCUGGACUGGGAGGAGGUUCCGUCCGCGGAGAAGCCCGGCGGUGCGGCACCGGCGGCAGCUCACGUUAAGGACCGACUGUCGAGCCCCUCCAAUGGCCGUACCACAUUAGGAUGCUCCGCGCCAGGGUUUGGGUGGAGCAGCGGUCCGGGGGGUCCCACUCCGAGUAGCAGGUCUGUCUCCAACGCAGACGGCUGCAGCACUCCGCCCGCGACCUCCAGCACCCCGGAGGGCACGGAUGAAGGGCUGCGUCCCGACAAGGAGGAGCAUCUUUCGGAUUCAGGACCGAGGGAAGUGUCGCUGGAGGACAGGAUGGUGAAAUGGGAGGAAAAGGACCAGAUUGUGUCGGUUUUUGUGGUUACAUUCAACACCAGAUCAGGAAACAUGCUGGAGUGGUGUCUGCCCAAAGACAUGGACCUGGACGGAGUGGAGUUCAAAGCCAUCGCCAGCGGCUCCCACCGAGUCACCACAGACUUCAUCUACUUCCGGAAGGGCUCCUACUUUGGCCUCGCCUGCUUUGCCAACAUGGCGGUGGACAGCACGGUGGAGAGGGGGGCGAGGAUGAAGUCGGUGGGGAUCUUGUCUCCUUCCUACACCCUACUCUACCGCUACAUGAGCUUCCUGGAACACCAGGUCAGGCUCCAGCUCCAGUCCCCAGGCCAUUACUCUCCUCUAGAGGCCUUCUAUGAGGACAAGAGAGCAAUCCUGCCUCCUGGUGGAGAUUGCAUUGUUACUGCAUGUCCAGCCAGUGCCUGGGGUGCUGCCAUCAACCACAGCAUGCACCCUGAGAUGAAGAUCACCCACCCGGCAGGCUGUAUGUCCCAGUUCAUCCGCUUCUUCGGGGAGCAGAUCAUGGUGCUGUGGAAACUGGCUCUCCUCCGCAGACGCAUCCUCAUCUUCUCCCCUCCUCCUGUGGGUGUGGUCUGUUACAGGGUCUACUGCUGCUGUUGCCUGGCAAACAUCUCCAUCCCUGGGGUCAGCGCAGCUGUGCCUGAAUUCCGCCCCUUCUUCUAUGUUAAUGUGGCCGAUAUCAGUGCCCUGGAGAACGAGCUCUCCUAUGUAGCAUGUACUACUGAAAAGAUCUUUGAGGAGAAGAAGGAUCUCUACGAUGUGUAUGUAGACAAUCAGAAUGUAAAAACCUACAGAGACGGCCUGAAGCCUCUGCUCCGCCUCAGUGCUGCAGACCGGGAGAAAUAUCGCAAACUCACAGAGCAGAGGCAGAUGUUGCUGUACUCCCAGGAGGAGAAUGGAGACUGUGUGUCCAGUGAAGAGGAUCUCUUUAUUCUGUUUUUCCUGGAGCAGAACAACCGAAUUUUCCAGACCCUGAGCGAGGUGGCAGGAAGCCCCGAUCCCACUUUGACGCAGGAAAGCGUGAGAGCCAUGGGUCUGGAUCCUCAUGGAGACAGGCUCUUCCUGCUCCACCUGCUGGAGAUCUAUGGCUACGACACCCUGCUGGUGUCAGAGCAGCUGUGCUGCAGCUGAAAGACAACAGAUGACUAGCUUUUCAGCUUUUCAUCACUGCUGGUUUUUAAAAAGGAGUUGAUUUGCCUUGAGCCAACUCUGUGUGCUGCACUACUGGCUUCUUGGAGUCUUCAGGACUGUUUGAGCCUCCAGAAAUUUCUCUGGUAUGACCUUUUUUUGUUGUACAUCCCUAUGUCCUCCUUUUGUUCACUGUGCGUCUUCUUCCUUGCAGCCUGCCGGCAAAAGCAACAAUAACAGUCAACUGUCAUGAGUAAUGUGGACAGUUCUGUGUGAUCAUUGGGGUCAAAACUCACCACUGAAAUGGAUUUUUCACUCCACAGCAGGAACAAGUCUUCUCGAGGAACGUACAAUGACAUGAAGUUAGUGGUUUGGAGAUUUUCAGAGAACAAAACAUUUACAAAUGAUUAAUGUAUGGAAGUGAAAAAGAGGUAGCCUUUCUGUAAAUAAUCAUUUUUCUUUUUCCUUUGUGUACAAUGUGUCAGUGUUUGUGUGAUAUGGGCUCUGACUUUCUGCCAGUGUUGCUAUUCUUGUAUCAAGUGCUGGAUUCAAACAUCCCAUUUUAAGCCUAUAUAUCCAAAUCAGGGCCUCCUUUCUUGAAAUGUGUCAUUACAGCAGGUCAAACCGCCUUCGUCCUUCAAGAGCCAUGUCUGUAACCAUUGCUGUUUAAGAAGAAAAUGACCAGUUGAUGGAUUUGGCCUAUCCAGUAUUUCCAGGGACCAGUGUGUAGGAUUUAGUGGCAUCUAGUGGUGAGGUUGCAGAUUGCAACCGACAACAACAUGGCAGUGCAACAUGGUGGGCUCUGUGGAAGAGGAACUAUGUAGAUAUGAAGGGCUAAUUUUAAGCUAACAAAAACACAUCAAUCCUUAGUUUAGGAGAAUUAUACACUAAUGAAAAAUAAUUCUGAGUAUUAUAUUCCAAUUCUGCCAGUAGAUCCUCUUAAAUCCCACACAUUGGUCCUUUAAUGUCAAGGCUGAAAGUGAAUCUUUUUUGCCUGUGCUGAAACCAAAUCGUAUUUUUUUAAUGAUGUCCAACAGGCAAAGGCAUUUAGAAAUGCACUCUGACAUGAGUCUAUGUUAAUAUAAAAAAAAUGUAUUAAUGCAGCUUUCAGAAAUAUUUCCCCUGUGUGGGAUCUCAGCCUGCAAACAUAGAUCAGGUUUAGCUGAACAAUUCUUAGGUCAGUGUUCAGGAGAAAUUCCUUUAGACUAACCAUCAUUAAAUCAUUGGCACAUGAAUAUACUUGUGCUGUAGAAGAAAAAAUAAUUCAAGUAACAUCUCUUCAAGUCAGCUGUGGUGUUGAUUUGUAUCCGAGAAGGUUUUUUUCCCCCUCUUUCUGACAGAAACAUGCCAUACAGUAAGCUAAUCUGGUGCUUUUGUCAUGCUGUGUGCUGUGUACAGUACAUGCUACAUACAAGAUAGUUUGUGGUAGAGUGCAUCCCAAGUCAUUAUAUGUUUAACAGUGAUUAUUCUCAUGCAUUUCAUUUUUUAUUUAUUCUUUUUUCAUUUAGGCUGUUCAUGUUGUUUAGCUGUAAAUAUUCUUUGAGUGUAAAUAUUCAAUUGCUGUAAUAAUCUGUGAAGAAACGGGAUCAGCUGAAUGUGUUUUAUAAGACGAUUAUGAUCCCAUUGAGCCUUUGUGUAUCACUGAAAUCCUCAUCCAAUCAUGUGUUCAGCUGUCCACUGUAAGCUUAUUUUCACGCCUCAUCAUAGGGCACCUUAGAAAAACCUGUACAGAGCAAACAUCCUUGUAGUUGAAGGGAUAGUCCAACUCAUGUUAAAACACUUUCACUUUAUUUAUUUUACUGUAAACCAUUUCAGAAAUAAAGUGCACAGCCAUUUGUAAAGAAAAAACAA
This is a messenger RNA of Lates calcarifer (barramundi perch), 3844 nucleotides long. Its product is annotated as DENN domain-containing protein 11. Lineage: Eukaryota; Metazoa; Chordata; Actinopteri; Centropomidae. The record is from RefSeq and is a predicted model, not a curated record. The transcript is spliced from 9 exons. Bases 488 to 1996 code for a protein of 502 amino acids. Gene Ontology annotation, cellular component: cytoplasm.